AUGACGUCGUACUUAAUCCUCCUGAGUUGCAUCAUCAAAUCUUCGAUGGCCGCUUCCGAUGCAAGGGAGACACGUAAAACUACAAGAGACCGGAUCAGUUCCAGCAAAAUUAAUCCACAACACAUAUGUUGUUCCCAUGAUUCUGAAUGUGUGUUUAUAAAAUUUUCUCUGUUGUCAGUAUAUUUUCCUAACUUGUCAAAACGAGCUGCAUUCUGGUGCAGUUGUAUCAGCGACUGCGCUCGAAGCGGGACAUUGGAGUUAGCGAUUAAGAUCAAGCCGAGAUUUUCGCUAGCUCCACUCAUCUCUGUAUUUCGAGUGGAGCUAGCGCUGGUCCCUUUCCAAUCGCUAUCGCUGGCUCCAGCUCUAGUGCAGCCUCUAACGCGACUCCACCCUGCUUCAAGUCGUUUUGACAAGAGUAUAUCCUUUGUGAGGAUUAUCGUUGAUGGAAGUCUUAGGAUUAACUUGUUGUGA
Molecule: messenger RNA, 471 nt
Organism: Necator americanus (New World hookworm)
Lineage: Eukaryota; Metazoa; Nematoda; Chromadorea; Rhabditida; Ancylostomatidae
Exons: 3
Coding region: 1-471 (156 amino acids)
Source: RefSeq, a predicted model, not a curated record